AUGCCCAAGAAAGGAAACAGAAAACGGCUGAAAUUUAGGGCAGAGGACGUGUGUUCCGAAUCAGUCUCCGUUGCUGAUUACGCCAAUGCCGAUCCAGCCGUAGUGAAGUCUGGAAGAGUGAAGAAGGCUGUUGUAAAUGCAGUGGCCAAAGAAGCAAAGUCCCUCUGUGGUCUGGAAGCGUCUCAGGGCACCGUGGACGAGGUUCUCACGUCCGCCGUUGGUGUGAACGGGGAUGUUCUGGAAAGCAGCGAGGAGCCGGAGGAGGAGGAGAAUCCGUCUAAAACAACCCACAAGAAGAAACACAAGAGAAGGAAAGGGAACAGUGAGAGCAGUGAUGGGCAGGAGUACCCUGUGGACAUCUGGCUGGUGUUGUCCUCCUACAUUCGUCCUGAAGAUGUUUGCACGUUCUCUCUGAUCUGUCGAAACGCCUGGAUCGUUUCCUGCACAGCUGCUUUCUGGACCCGCCUCUAUAAAAGACACUACAAGAUGGAUGUAGUUUUGCCGCUGCGUCUCCAGCCCGACUCUGUGCAGAAGAUGCGAUGUUUACGAGCGCGUGUGAUUCGCUCGCUCUUUCAUUUGUACGAACCAUUCACGCUGAGAGUUUCACAAGUCCCGCCCCUGCCAGAAACCACGCCCUCUUUUCUAAUAAACUCAAAGUGUUUGCUAUUCUGGGUCCAAAAGAUAUCAGGGACUCGGCCUGAAACACUGUGGGAAUUCAACUUCAAAUUUGAGAAGCCGCGGGGGCAUUACAAAAACGGCCGUUCUCAAGUCCUGUGUUUGCCCCAACAAUACGAAGACGUGCACAAGAACCCGGACUCGGACUGUUACAUGCUUCAAGUCACAACGCUCAACUUCAUCUUCAGCCCCGUGGUGAUGGGCAUGACGCUCGCUCUGUUCACGGUGAACGUCAGCACCGACAUGCGACAUCACCGAGUGCGUUUGGUGUUCCACGACUCCCCUCUGCCCCGGGGCAAGAAGAGGCCAGAGCAGGGGGGCGUCCAGGUGGUCCUCGACCCCGUCCACAGUGUGCGCCUCAUGGACUGGUGGCACCCGCAGUACCCCUUCUCUUCACACAUCUGA
Molecule: messenger RNA, 1080 nt
Organism: Knipowitschia caucasica
Lineage: Eukaryota; Metazoa; Chordata; Actinopteri; Gobiiformes; Gobiidae
Source: the annotation of a GenBank genome assembly